Molecule: messenger RNA, 960 nt
Organism: Gastrolobium bilobum
Lineage: Eukaryota; Viridiplantae; Streptophyta; Magnoliopsida; Fabales; Fabaceae
Product: triphosphate tunnel metalloenzyme 3
Exons: 2
Coding region: 134-739 (201 amino acids)
Source: RefSeq, a predicted model, not a curated record
ACCUCCACCGCUGGCGCCGCCGCUCUCCUCCGUCAGUUCGAUCGCGCCGAAGAUCCCUCUUCUAAAGCGCAUCGCAUUGGCCUCUCCUCCUAAAAUCUUCACCACACGCUCGCUUUCUCAGUGCCCUUCCCAAAUGGAGAUCGAAGUGAAACUGCGCCUCGCAAACGACGAAGCUCAUCGCCACGUCACCACCUUGCUCGCUCCCUUCCACGUCAUAACCCAUCGUCAGCACAAUAUCUUCUUCGACGGCGCGGCUUCUGAGCUCUCGGCGCGCCGCGCCGUUCUUCGGCUCCGAUUCUACAACGACGACGAACGAUGUGUCGUUUCGCUCAAAGCCAAGGCGGUUCUGGUCGACGGCGUGAGCCGCGUGGAGGAAGACGAGGAGGAUUUGGACCCCAAGGUUGGUCGCGAUUGCGUUGCGGAACCGGGGAAGCUGGGUUCGGUUGAGUCUAGGGUUUUGGGGAGGGUGAAGGAGGAGUUUGGGGUCGUGGGUGAAAACGGGUUUGUGGGUUUGGGAGGUUUUGAGAACGUGAGGAGUGUGUAUGAAUGGAAAGGUUUGAAAUUGGAAGUGGAUGAGACCAAGUUUGAUUUUGGGACUUUGUACGAGAUCGAGUGUGAGAGUACUGAUCCUGAAGGAGCUAAACAGAUCCUCGAGGAAUUCUUGAAGGAGAAUGGAAUAGAUUAUUCAUACUCUAUGGCAUCCAAAUUUGCAAUUUUUCGAUCUGGGAUGCUACCAUAAUCAGAUCCAUUCCCCUUUAUAUCAACAGUUAUGCUGCCACAAGGAGUCACUCGUUUACUUUCCUUUUGCGUUUCAAUAAUUGUGAGAUUUAUCUCAAAAACCAUUACUCAUCUAACAUCAGUUUAUUAUGGUUUGCAUCAUUGCAAUAAAGCACAAUUAGUGUAUCUUAUAGUUGCUGUGAAAUUUACAAAAAAGACUUAUCCCUUCGAGCCAUGAUCGUA